AUGAAUGAUAACUUAGGAAUAUUGAAUAAUAGAUUUCAUAUGAAAGCUAUACAGAAUAGAAAGAGAUUUCAUUCUGUUGAUUAAUAUUCAAAUUCAGAAGCAAAAGAAGGCAAGAAAAAAAAUGAAUAUUAUUAGAGAUGGUUAACAAAUUAAAAAGAAUGUCAUUAGAAAAUACCUUCUGAAUCAAAUAUUGAAUCUUUUACACCUUCAACUCCUUAAGCUCAGAUUCCAAUAUAAUUAGAACCAAAACUUCUUAAAGACAUUAUGAAUAAAUAUUUCAAAGCAGAGUAAUGA
Messenger RNA from Paramecium pentaurelia, 294 nucleotides. The record is from the annotation of a GenBank genome assembly. Lineage: Eukaryota; Ciliophora; Oligohymenophorea; Peniculida; Parameciidae.